UGAAUAUCGAACCGGUAUCAGCCGUGCAUUGAAUGACAUUUCGUGCGAUAUGUCAAGCCCUCUGUAACGAGACGUUACAACGUGGCUAUAAAAGCUAAGUGCAAUCGGAAAAUGAUCAUCACUUCACAACAGCUUCUGAAGACUGCAGUUGAAUAAAGAUUUUCAUCAGCCGAAAAAUGAACGCCAUAGUCCUCGUCGGAUUCGUUAUCCUUGCCGCGGUUUCCGCCGCUGUUACCGACGCACGAAACGACGUGAUAGCGAUCGUCAGCCAAGAGCAGGAAGUCAACCCCGACGGUAGCUUCAGUUCGAAAUGGGAGAGCGCUAACGGGAUCUCUUACGAAGAAAAAGGUGUUCGAAAGAACGUAGGGCAAAAAGACGAGGCUGAAGACGUUCAGGGAUCGGCCAAGUGGACCGCACCCGACGGUACCAAGCUGGAACUGUCCUGGCACGCCGAUGAAAACGGUGCCGUCUUCGAAGGUGAUCACCUACCGACACCCCCACCGACCCAGCCCAUCCCGGAAGCGAUUCAACGAAGUCUCGACUGGAACGCCGCGCACCCCUACAAAGAGGAGUCGGAACCCAAGGGCAAAUUGUAAUUGACUGGCCUGGAUAAACCUACGACGAAAAUUUGGAUGAGCCGCUUUUAACAAUGUAAAAUUGCUAGGAAUUGUUUCUUUUUGAAUUGUCAUCGACGAAUCGCUACAGGGGAACGUAGAUGGGAGAAAAUUAUCCAACUUCAUUCACUUGCGAUUACAUAAAUAAAAAUCCAAUAAAAAAAGAAAAAAAACAAAAAAA
Athalia rosae (coleseed sawfly) is the source of this 795-nucleotide messenger RNA. Its product is annotated as endocuticle structural glycoprotein SgAbd-2-like. Bases 177 to 596 code for a protein of 139 amino acids. The record is from RefSeq and is a predicted model, not a curated record. The transcript has 2 exons. Gene Ontology annotation, molecular function: structural constituent of chitin-based larval cuticle. Gene Ontology annotation, cellular component: chitin-based extracellular matrix. NCBI's taxonomy places the organism in Eukaryota, Metazoa, Arthropoda, Insecta, Hymenoptera, Athaliidae.